Messenger RNA from Apodemus sylvaticus (European woodmouse), 631 nucleotides. RefSeq names its product translocase of outer mitochondrial membrane 6 (gene Tomm6). Gene Ontology annotation, cellular component: mitochondrial outer membrane translocase complex; mitochondrion. The coding region runs from base 95 to 319 and encodes 74 amino acids. Lineage: Eukaryota; Metazoa; Chordata; Mammalia; Rodentia; Muridae. The transcript is spliced from 3 exons. The record is from RefSeq and is a predicted model, not a curated record.
GCUGAUUGGCGGAAGUGCGGAGUCGGAAGUUACGCAGUCGGUCUGCGACAACUCGGUGCGCCGCUCAGUCGUUACGGGCGUGCUUGGUGCUGUCAUGGCUUCCAGUGGAGUGACGGUGAGUGCUGCCGGCUCGGCCAAUGAGGCCUCCGAGGUUCCAGACAACGUGGGAGACUGGCUCCGCGGCGUUUACCGCUUCGCCACCGAUCGGAACGACUUCCGGAGGAACUUGAUCCUCAAUUUGGGACUCUUUGCUGCAGGUGUUUGGCUGGCCAGAAACUUGAGUGACAUUGAUUUGAUGGCACCUCAGCCAGGGGUGUAGCCAGAUGUUGCACUGGGAUGCAGCUGACAGCGCUCUGCCUUGACUGAACUGCACUCAUCUGCAGCAGAACUCUCCUUAAGCACCACAUCCCUAACUCACGCUGCUGCUUCUGGUGCUGAAGUGUCCUCUGGGGUUGCAGUGGCACCUUCAUGACGGUGGCUCAGUGGAGACAGUUGGUUUCAGUUCCAACUAAGUGAUUUUACUAAUCUCAUUAUGUGCGUGUUCAGGUCAGUUAAGCAUUUGUUUUAUAAAGUCCCUAAUCUGCUUACCAGCCCUGCUGAUAGCUGCUAUAAAACUAUUUUUAAAAAUUGA